CUUCAAUUUUUCUUCUUCCAUCUUCUUCUUCUUUACAAAUUGACUUAUUGCUAUUAGGCAAUAAGAUUACAUCUUUCUAAGGUUUUAUACAAAUGUAUUGCUAUUAAGCGAUCCCCUGAUCUUCCCUCCUUUAUUUUCCGACCAAAUAACAAAACAAAAGUUUCUGUCUUUUCUUGUCCAUCACAGAUCUUAUUGCUUCAGAUCGUUACCGUUCUAAGGAUUCCGUCUUUCUCUGUUGUGGGUUCGUUUAAAGUUUUCGAUUUGCAUGUCAACCUUCUGAAAAAAUCGAAACUUUUUUCCUUGGCUUAUUGAUUCUUGCUGUGGAAGACUCCUUCUUUGCAUAUAGUCUAUCAACCCGAGUAGGGGCUUUACUUGUUCAUCUGUAUACUGUGAGUGAUCAGAUUCUAUAUCGUUGGAUAAGAGAUCCAAGUAUUAGGUUAUGAGAGAUUUGACUUUUCACUUGUGGUGUCUCUGAUCAUUAAAAAAUGAGAUUCAGAUCAGAUCACAUCUUGAUGUGGGAAUCUUGAUUUAGGAUUAUACGUUAAGAGAGAGAUUUUUUGAUGGGUAAUGUUUGUGUUGGACCUACCAUUUCUGGAAAUAGUUUCGUGCAAGCUGUUUCCGCUGCAAUAUGGAAGCCACGAAUUGGAGCUGAGCAAGCUUCUUCCCAUGGCAAAGAAGAAGGUUCCAAAGAAGCAGCUUCUUCUUCCCAUGGCAAAGGAGAAGUUCCCAAAGAAGCAUCAGCUGCAGGACCAUUACCUGAUCAGGUUCAGAAUAAACCCCCUGAGCAAGUCACAAUGUCAAAUCCAAGGACAAUUCCAUCGGAACCAGUUGCAGAGAUUAAACCUGAAGAAGCUAAGAAGGAGGUUGUUCUCCAGGUGGAGACAACAAAACCAGAAACAAAGCCUGAGGCAACAAAACCAGAAACAAAGCCUGAGGCAACAAAACCAGAAACAAAGCCUGAGGCAACAAAACCAGAAACAAAGAGUGAAACAAAGCCGGAGACGAAACCUGAUCCCAAUAAGCCUAAACAUAUGAGGAGGGUGUCCAGUGCAGGGCUUAGAACAGAGUCAGUGUUACAGAGAAAGACUGAGAACUUUAAAGAGUUCUAUUCAUUGGGAAGGAAACUAGGACAAGGGCAAUUUGGGACAACGUUCUUGUGCGUUGAGAAAAGUACUGGUAACGAGUAUGCGUGCAAGUCCAUUUCCAAGAGGAAGCUUUUGACGGAUGAGGACGUUGAAGAUGUGAGAAGAGAGAUUCAGAUAAUGCAUCACUUGGCUGGUCAUCCAAAUGUUAUAUCCAUCAAAGGAGCUUAUGAGGAUGUUAUUGCGGUGCAUCUUGUCAUGGAGUUGUGUUCGGGUGGUGAGCUUUUCGAUAGGAUUAUCCAACGUGGGCAUUACACUGAGAGGAAAGCUGCUGAGCUAGCGAGAACCAUUGUUGGGGUUUUAGAGACUUGUCACUCUCUUGGUGUUAUGCAUAGAGACCUUAAGCCUGAGAACUUUCUGUUUGUUAGUAAAGAGGAAGAUUCUCUAUUGAAAACAAUCGACUUUGGACUCUCAAUGUUCUUUAAACCAGAUGAAAUUUUUACAGAUGUUGUUGGUAGUCCAUACUAUGUAGCUCCAGAAGUUCUUAGAAAGCGUUAUGGUUCUGAAUCAGAUGUGUGGAGUGCUGGUGUGAUUGUUUACAUUUUGUUAAGUGGUGUUCCUCCUUUUUGGGCUGAAACCGAACAAGGUAUUUUCGAGCAGGUCCUUCAUGGAGAUCUUGACUUUUCUUCUGAUCCAUGGCCAAGCAUCUCUGAUGGCGCAAAAGACUUGGUGCAGAAAAUGCUUGUGCGUGACCCCAAGCGAAGGCUAACUGCACAUCAAGUGUUGUGUCAUCCAUGGGUUCAAAUUGAUGGCGUGGCUCCAGAUAAACCUCUGGACUCUGCUGUUUUGAGCCGUAUGAAGCAAUUUUCUGCCAUGAACAAGUUCAAGAAAAUGGCUCUUAGAGUCAUAGCUGAAAGCUUAUCCGAAGAAGAAAUAGCCGGUUUGAAAGAAAUGUUCAAGAUGAUUGACGCAGACAAUAGUGGUCAGAUAACUUUCGAAGAACUUAAAGUAGGACUAAAACGAGUUGGUGCCAAUCUCAAAGAGUCUGAGAUUCUUGACCUUAUGCAAGCUGCUGAUGUGGACAAUAGUGGAACAAUAGACUACAAAGAGUUCAUAGCUGCAACACUGCAUCUAAACAAAAUAGAGAGAGAGGACCAUUUGUUCGCUGCCUUCUCCUACUUUGACAAGGACGAUAGUGGAUUUAUCACCCAUGACGAGCUUCAGCAAGCUUGUGAGGAGUUUGGUGUUGAAGAUGCUCGUAUAGAAGAAAUGAUUCGUGAUGUUGAUCAAGAUAAGGAUGGAAGAAUAGACUACAACGAGUUUGUGGCCAUGAUGCAGAAAGGGAGCAUCAUGGGAGGACCUAUGAAGAUUGGUUUAGAGAAGAGCAUUAGCAUCUCUUUGAAACACUAGUUGUCAGAUUACAAACCCGUAAGAUCAACAAAUACUUAUGAAUGAUUAUUUUUUUUCUUCUCAAUAUUGUGAUGAGAUUUUGUUAUUAUUAGGAAAAUCUUUACUGUACUGUGUACUUUUAUGCAUAUAAACAUUGUUCUUUUGGUCUGUUACUUGUAGCUACUUUUUAUUACAUAGUUUUGCUUGUUUACUC
Eruca vesicaria subsp. sativa (arugula) is the source of this 2685-nucleotide messenger RNA. The record is from the annotation of a GenBank genome assembly. Lineage: Eukaryota; Viridiplantae; Streptophyta; Magnoliopsida; Brassicales; Brassicaceae.